Odobenus rosmarus divergens (Pacific walrus) is the source of this 2339-nucleotide messenger RNA. It is a transcript of the gene CCDC157, whose product is annotated as coiled-coil domain containing 157. The transcript is spliced from 10 exons. NCBI's taxonomy places the organism in Eukaryota, Metazoa, Chordata, Mammalia, Carnivora, Odobenidae. The coding region runs from base 1 to 2160 and encodes 719 amino acids. The record is from RefSeq and is a predicted model, not a curated record.
AUGGCGCACCUGCUGGGCAGCCAGUCCUGCAUGGACAGUCUGCGCAAGGACCUUACUGACCUGCAGGGCGCCAUCGUGGAUGUGUUCUCUCGAGCUGGGCCUGUGUGCUUUCCCUCCUGGAAGUUCCCUGACCGCGUGGCCUGCGACCUGGACAUGGUGGCCCUGCUAGAGCACUAUGACCAUGUGCCGGGUGACCCCGAGUUCACACAGCUGUCCCAUGCUGUUCUGCUGGAGCUGGUCAUCGACAGGCUCCUGCUGCUGCUUCAGAGCUGCACGAGCUUCUUGGAGGACCUUGGCUCAGAGCAAACAGUGCCCCCUACCCGGGCUGUGGGGCCCUGCAUGUCUGUGGGGCUCACGGUGCGGCGCUUCUGGAACAGCCUGCUGAGGCUGGGUGUGAUCUACCAGCAGGCAGCUCCCCAGAAAAGGGUAAACCAAGGGGAGAACCUCACCUCCAAGCCCACAGCCAAGGGCGAGCCAGCCAGGAGCCCUGAAUUUGUGACUGCCAAGUUCAUCAAGCCCCCCUCCCCGACGCCAGGCUUGCCCCAGACCUGCCAAGAGCUGGACAGCCUCCCCGUCAGAGUCUCCCCACGGUGUCCAGCCAGGACUGCCAAGAACAGGAGGAGCGUUCACUCCCAGACGGUGGAGACGGCCCUGGUGCCCUGUGAUGCAUGCACCAGCGUCCAGGGCAGCCUGCGGGAGGUGGGCAAGGCGCUCAUCAGCCUGUGUCAGAGCCAGAACUUGCCCUCGUCCUUAGGCCAGUUCCAGCAGCUGGUGCAGGACAGCAUGGGCCUCAGGCCGCUGCCAGCCGCCACCCUGGGCCACUGGGCAGCAGAGCAGAGCAAAGACCUGACCCGCCUCAGUAAGCACGUGGGGGCCCUCACUCAGCUUGUUGGACCACUCAGGGCCCAGCUGGAGGAGGCCGAGGGGCAGAAGGACGGACUGAAGCAGCAGGUGGGCCAGCUGGAGCAAGCACUGCAGCAGGAGCAGGGGGAGCGGCGGCGACAGGCGGACGAGGCCGCACGGCAGCUGGUGGAGUGGGGGCGCAAGAGGCAGCAGCUUCUCACAGAAACAAGUGACCUCAAGACGAAGGUGGCCACCCUGGAGGGGGAGCUGAAGCAGCAACAGGAAUCCAUGCAGGCCAUAGAGACAAAGGCCCGGCAGCUUCAAGAGGAGGCCGAGCGCAGGGCAGAGGCCGAGAGGCAGGUGCAGCAGCUGGAGGAGCAGGUGCAGCUGCUAGCAGGGCGGCUGGAUGGGGCCAGCCAGCAGAUCCGCUGGGCCAGCACAGAGCUGGACAAGGAGAAGGCCCGUGUUGACAGCAUGGUCCGCCACCAGGAGUCCCUGCAGUCCAAACAGCGAGCCCUGCUGCAGCAGCUAGACAGCCUGGACCAGGAGCGUGAGGAGCUGCGGGGCAGCCUGGACGAGGCCGAGGCCCAGCGGGCCCAGGUGGAGGAGCAGCUGCAGAGUGUACAGAGCGAGAGGGAGCAGGGGCAGAGCCAGCUCCUGGCCCAGCAGGAGCUGCUGCAGAACCUGCAACGGGAGAAGCAAGGCCUGGAGCAGGCCACGACGGAUCUGCGGCUGACCAUAUCGGAGCUGGAACGAGAGCUCGUGGAGCUGCGGGAACGGGAGCGGCUGCUGGUGGCCUUUCCAGACCUGCACAGACCCAUCGAGGCCCAGAUCCCAAGCUCCGGCAAUGUUACAGACGACAUGGAGAGGCAGGUACAGGCCAACGACAUCCGCAUCCGGGUCCUGCAGGAGGAGAAUGGGCGGCUCCGGUCUAUGCUGUCCAAAAUCCGGGAGGUAGCCCAGCAGGGGAGCCUCAAGCUGAUCCCCCAGGACCAGCUCUGGGCCCCUCCCAGCAAGGGAAUCCAGGGAACACUGUCCCCAGCCCAGGCCCAGAACGCAUCCCCAGGGCCCCUGGGCAGGUGGCAGCUGCCUAGCCGCAGGACAGCCAGCACGGGCAGGACCCUACCAUGCCAGCGCCGGGCAUCCCCACCUCAGCCAUCCUGCAGUCGGCCCGGCGGGUCCUCCCUGGAGGACAUGACCCACUCAACCAACUGUGCUCAGAACCCCAUCCGGGCCUUGGCCAGGCUGAGGAGGAGACUGUCACCAGGCCAGGGCCAGGCCAGCCCUGCAUACCAGCCCCAGGAGCGGCCCACGUAGCCUGCCGUGCAGUGGGGGCUGGAGGGCAGGUAACUGGCAACUUUCAAUGUAAUAAAGCGCCAGCCAUGUGCCCACAGCUCCCUUGGCCUCACAGCAGUGGCUGAGCCAGAGGCAGACUCCUUCCUUCCCCGUUCUGGGCAGGGACCACCGAGUCCCCAGCCCUGCAGGUCAUCUGCCAG